Phytophthora nicotianae INRA-310 is the source of this 559-nucleotide messenger RNA. RefSeq lists its product as hypothetical. The transcript has 2 exons. Lineage: Eukaryota; Oomycota; Peronosporomycetes; Peronosporales; Peronosporaceae. The record is from RefSeq and is a predicted model, not a curated record. Bases 1 to 390 code for a protein of 129 amino acids.
AUGGUGACGCGGGUGACGCGUAGUGAGUCGGCUCUGGAUGGUGGCGACUGUGAAGACUACCUCGAGGCAGACGUUGAACGCGAGGACUUCGAGACCAGCGAGGAACUCGGGACGACUUGGAGUGCUGCGGUGAGUGAUUGGCGUUGGUGCGCACGGCGAGACUCCACGUGGUACGGGGUUCGAGCUGAAGUUCGCGGCCGACACAGUGAGGGGCGAGGCGGAGAGUGGCAAGGAGACGAGCGAGUGAGCUACUGGGCUCUGGACGGCGUGGAGCGACUGCACUGUCGGACUGAGGAAGCGGAGCCUACAGCGACGGUGGGAGCAGCGCACUGCGUGGGAAAAGGAGGUGGUAGUGUGAGCGAGCGGAGUCUAGUGAUUGAGAGUGUGUGAGAGUGAAGAGUGUUGAGAGGGAGGAGAUUGAGCGAAGAGCGGAGUUGGUCGAGCAGUUAGUGUGGUAAUAAAGUAGGAUCUAAGGCCGUGUGGAGUGCCGAAGAUCCGGCGCAGUGACUGAGUGAGUCACUGUCGGCCAGUGAAAGUGUUUGUGUGCCCCAUUGAAGCG